This is a messenger RNA of Dermacentor silvarum, 3934 nucleotides long. RefSeq lists its product as uncharacterized. Bases 146 to 1786 code for a protein of 546 amino acids. The record is from RefSeq and is a predicted model, not a curated record. The transcript is spliced from 10 exons. NCBI's taxonomy places the organism in Eukaryota, Metazoa, Arthropoda, Arachnida, Ixodida, Ixodidae. Gene Ontology annotation, molecular function: CoA-ligase activity.
UAAAAAUCGUUGCCUCCACGGUGUUGCGAGCACAUCACCUCUUCGUCGCAUCAAGAAGGAUUCACCUGAGGACGAGCGUGUUUGUUUAGGAUCAGGAUCACCUGAAGACAAGCGUGUUUGUUUUAGGACACUGAGGCUUGAAGAGAUGAGGGCGAAGAUUGAAGAUGGUGUUGUAUACUCGCCGUUUCCUGCGGCUGAUAUACCUUGCUGCUCCUUCUACAUUGCAGCGAAGACGGCAUUACUGGAUGACCCAGAGAAGCCGGCGCUGGCUGACGGCUUUGUCUCGCUGACAAGAAGAGAAUUAUUUUUGCUGAUGCAACGCUACGCCGUGGGAUUCCAGAAGCAUGGUGUUCAGCCCGGAGACCGAGUCUGUGUUCACAUUAACAGCAGCGUCUAUAGCUUUGCUGCUAUGUGGGGCUGCGUUUUCGCAGGUGCAAGCAUCGUGCUCGCCAAAACAUCGCUCACAGAAUGUGAACUUCGCUACCAGCUAAGCGACAGCGACAGCACUCACAUUCUAACGGAUACCGCCUUUGCAGUAAAGGCUCGUAAGGCGGCGUCUUCAUUAAAAAUAAAGGGACUGUUUGCGACAGCUCCUGCGGACGGAUUCGUGUCAACGUCUUCUUUCCUUAACACGGACGAGGCUUUCUUCCGGGAAGUCCUCGUGGAAAAUCCUCGAGACUGCGUGCUUGGAAUAUGCUACACCUCAGGAACCACCGGUCUUGCAAAGGGUGUUGUCAUCACACACUACGGCUUCGUGGCAAACAUGGCAACGGCAGGGCCUUGCUUUUCCUGGGAUGCCAGCGACGUGGUGUUGAUUGCUGCCCCUAUCACGCAUGCCUCUGGGAUUAACUGCAUCACUUUCGGCGUGCUUUUGGGCGCACAUUUUGUGAUAGCGACUCCCGGUGCCAGUCUACAAUGCAUCAGCGAACUCGUCGAAAAAUACAAGGUGACGUCCCUUUCCUUACCACCGGCACAUUUGCGGGCGAUCGUGGCGGGGAUGCAAAGCACAGGAAACCGGCUUAAGGGCAUCCGUCGCAUCGGAAGCGGAGGCAUGGUGUUUUCGGAGGCCCUUCUGAGGGAAAUUAAAGAAUCAUUUGUCGACUUCGAGUGUCUGGUGAACGGAUACGCCAUGACCGAGUCCGUGGGUAUCCUGUGCUCACCAUCCAUUCACGCGACCAAAGGUGCGGACGUUGGCUUUCCGGCUCCUUCUUCAGAAAUUAAGAUUGUUGACAUUUCGACAGAAAAGAAGUUGGGGCCCAACCAGACGGGUGAAGUGCGCUUUCGCAUUCCGUCUAUGACCAGGGGAUACUACAAGAGGCCAAAAGAGACAGCUGAGCUCUUCGACGAAGAUGGCUGGUGCAAGUCAGGGGACGCUGGAUAUUACGACAACGAUGGAAGGGUGUACAUAGUCCAGCGGCUGAAGGAGAUGAUCAAAUGCUUGGACAAUCAGGUGGUACCUGCUGAGAUCGAAGAACUGGUCCUCGAAGAACACCGGGAGGACAUCUCAGAAGUGGUCGUCGUAGGACUGACUCAUGAUGAGUACGGAGAAGCUCCAGCUGCUUUCGUCGUGCUCAACAAACAAAGUUCGAAGCAAUAUGACGAAGAACUUGCGAAGAAGAUAAAGACCACCGUUUCGGAUAACCUAGCUGUGCACAAGCACCUCUACGGUGGCGUGUUUUUCAUGGAGUCGCUGCCAAAGACAGAAACCGGAAAAGUCAGCCGCGCAACGCUGGUGGAAGAAGGUGCACGAAGAGGUUUGCUGCGCAGCAACACCCACUCCGCAUAAAUCAAGAGACCAUAUUCUUCACGGCAGCAGUCAUCGUCGGAUAUACGCCGACUUAUGAAUUAUUCCAAAGAUCGAAUUAAGUAACGUCUAUUCUUUUUCUUCUAUUUUUUUGUAUUUUUCUCAGCCACGGUGCAAGUGCUGAAAUCCAUCAUGACAUAAGUGAUUAACGAGAAGUACCAAAACGAAGUAUAAUUCACUACGCAAAGUAUUAUUGCAUCCUAGGAAACCCAGUUUGAGCGUCACGCUUUGGUUUUGUUGUUUAACCCACGUUCGAGGCAUGUGAAGGAGUGCAACUGAAUAGAGACGUAAAAGCAAACAAGUAUCUUACGCAAACGCUGUGGUGCGUGUUUGAAGUUACAAUGAUUGAGUUUAUUACGCUUAACGUGCGACCCAAGGUAGGCAAAGAUAUACACGGUACUAAAGUGUGGCAGUGGUUUGGAAUGAAGUGUUCAUCGCCUGCGUCGCCCCGUCGGUGUUUUCGCAAGUCUUACAAAGGUGGUCUUGUCUAAGUACGGUGUGCACCCGCAUCUGUUGCAGUGAUCUGCCUAAUGUCCCCCAGAUUAGUUUCUAAUUUUAAGGUCAUUUUAGCGUAUACGUCAACUAGCCGCGAAGCUUUCACAUACGCCCAUAUGUUUAGAAGACGCGGAGUGGUGCCAGCGUCGUCAUCUGGGUGUCGAGGGGAAACUUUUACAAAGCAAACAAUACAAAAAAUGACCUCAUGCCCUAAGCAAAAGUUCUGUCGGGACGUCAUGCUCCUUUUUCUGAAAGUUUAAAUUAUUUUAAGGUAUCUUAAGUAUUUUAAGAUUAAUAAGUAUGUUAUAUGGCGAGAAGUAUUAUUUUUCUUCUUUGAUCUUGCAGCUCCCCGCGCGCGUAUAAACUUGCUUGCGCAAUUUUCUUAAGAAUGCGAGCGAAUAGAAUAGGGAUGACUGACAAUGAUAGAGUGAUUUCAAACAUAAGUUUUAUAAUGGGGCGUUUGAAAUCAGUCCGCAGGUACGCAGUACAGGUUUUAUAAAACAGACACAGUGACAGCAAGCGAAGCGACAAUGGCAGGAAACAGCCGGAAACUUUGAGCUUCAUCAAUCGUCAUCUUCUUGCAUGAGCAGUGCGCUCUGCUUCUCCAAAUAGUGACAAUAUUAUUCACUAGAGUUUACGUUUAUUCGCCCAGAAAUAAGCGCCCAAUAUACAUGACAGAGGAAAACUAUUACGUUUCAGUAGGUGAAAAGUAUAGUAUGGCUAGAGCGUGGCCGACACACAGUCACAACGUAGCUAUUCUUGAGAAACCUGUUCAGAUAAUUAUUGAAACACUUGCUAUGCUGUGUAAUAAAAUGUAUUCGUGACUGCACUUAACAGGCAAUGAAGCUUUGCACUAUAUCAUUUGCGCCAUGUUCAUCCCGUCAGACUAUAAGGUAAGCAAGGUCUUCCCUGUUAACAAAUCGGGCAGUUGUUCACAUGCUUUGAAAUAUCGACCUAUUUCUUUAACGUGUCUUGCAUGUAAAGUUUCAGAACAUAUGCGUUAUACCAGUGUCACACGACGACUAUUGAUCGCGAUCAAACCCGAUCCUGAUCGAAAUUUUCGACUGUGAUUGGCUCCCUCGCACAGCAUGGGCAAAGGCUCUAAUCACGACCGAGAAAUUCGAUCCGGAUCAGGCUUGAUCGCGAUUGAAAGUGCGCCGUGUGACACCGGUAUUAUUCUCAAAUAGCCUUCUGAGUUCACCAGUGGACCUUCAUUUUAAUAUUGAUUACUUUUAUUGCGAUAGCAAUUAUAUGGCUAUUUAACUCUUAUGUAUUCGGCAAAACAGUAGCGUUUAAUCAGUAACUGUUACCUGCUGCCAUUGACGACGAAAAUGAACUUCCAGAUUAGAUUGUAAGUCCGAGGAAAGCCCGAAAACACAAGGAACUAUUUUUUACUUACUAGAAGUGGUCAAAUCGCCGAAGUGGUUUAGCUUGAUUUCAUAUAUAGUAUUCACAGAUUCAUAUAUCCUGUUGUUUAUUGUUUUCUGUAUUCUGCUCCGCAACCCUCUUUCAUUAUAUUUUGAUCUCUUUGCCUGUAUUGGCGUACGCUUAUAAACUUAUCAAAUAUUUCUUCUAUUUGCUCCUCCCUUAUGGAAUUCCCCACUUGGGCCUUCAAUGGCAAAAUAAAUGAAAUAA